AUGAGUAAGAAAUUAGGUCAGGGUAUAGGUCUACACUCACAGACGAAGCAAGUAAUUGCAAACGUAUAUAAUUACUUAGAGAGACUAGCAGAUAGUGGAGCUGCUGUAAACUUGAAGUCAAUCCAGAAAACAGUAUGUGAAGCUACAGGAAUCGGCCGUACUGCACUGAAUGAAAUUAUUCGAAAAGAAAGGAGCUUAGAAGAGGGCGCUUCCAUUGACUCACCGACCAAGAAGCGUAAGAAGGAGAAACCUGUAACGGAAAGUGGUCCACGAGCAAUUAUUGUACAUGGUGGUGGUAAGCAAGGUUUUGUGGAGAAAGCUUUGCUUAUGUUUAAACCAGGCAGAAAAACAGGAGACUACCACCACCUGAAGAGUUCUGGAAACUUUGAGAAGUGGAUCCGGGAAAAAUUAAUUCCAAACUUGCCUCCAAGAACGGUGAUCGUAAUUGACAGUGCAAGUUACCGUAAUAUUGAAGUAAAGAGAGCGCCAACUUCAAAUACCAAAAUAUCCUCAUCUCGUACAGCGAGGGCCUCUACGCUGUUUUACGUCACUGCUCUACUCGCCUUCCUGCAGACGAACACACACGUGCAUGGACUCCUCAAGGCUCCAGAGUAUGACUUCAUCAUUGUUGGUGGCGGCGCUGCGGGCUGUGUAUUGGCUAACCGCCUGUCGGAAGUUCCGGAUUGGAAUGUGCUGCUAAUAGAGGCGGGAGGAGAAGAGAACUUCAUACAGGAUAUCCCGCUCAUACCAUUUGUCUUGGAAUACACACCCGCAGACUGGAAAUAUAGGACAGAGAGGUCAAAUUCGUCUUGCUUUGGGUCGAAAUUUGGUCUCUGUCAUUGGCCUCGAGGAAGAGUUCUGGGUGGAACAACUGUUCUCAAUUAUAUGAUAUACUCCAGAGGCAUUCGCGCAGAUUAUGACGGGUGGGAGGCUCUAGGGAACACGGGAUGGGGGUACGAUGAUAUCUUGCCCUAUUUUCUGAAGUCCGAGCACAUGACAAUCCCAUCAUUAGCCAAUGAUACCAAGUACCACUCCACCAAAGGAGAACUUGUAAUCACAUAUCCUAUUCAUCGCACAAAACUGGCAGAGGCAUUUAUUAAUGCGGGUCUCCAGAGAGGAUACAAUUACGUGGAUUACAAUGCAGAGAGUGAAAUAGGCUACUCUUACCUGCAGACCACAAUAAAAGACGCGAGGCGUUGGAGUGCUUAUCGUGCAUUUCUUGAGCCUGUAAGAACCAGAAAGAAUUUGCACGUCGCGACACACAGCCUGGUCACUAAAGUCCUUAUUGACGAGAACACUCGGGUUGCUUACGGAGUAGAGUACAAGAAAUGGGGGUUGCUUCCCGUCCAGGCUAGAGCCAGGAAGGAAGUGAUCCUCAGUGCAGGAGCCAUAAAUUCUCCACAGCUGCUCAUGCUGUCAGGUAUUGGCCCAAGUGAUCACCUCCAAGAAGUACAGAUUAAAGUUAUCCAAGAUUCUAAGGUCGGUUAUAAUCUUCAGGAUCACGUAACACUUGGUAAUUUGUACUUCACUCUCAACCAGUCGGUUGGUUUACGCUUCGACAAUAUUUUUGACGAUCUUGUAGGUGUGGUUGAGUACUUCUUGAAGAGGGACGGAAUUCUGACAAUUCCUGGAGGAACUGAGGCCUUUGGAUUUGAGAAUGUGGGAGAUUUUGGUAACGGAGAACAGACAAUCGAAUUGCUUUUCGCCGCAAGCACUCUGGCAAAUUUACAUUUAGCUUGGCAUUCUUGGGGGGCAAGAACGGAUAUUUUGUUUGAAUCUUACUUACCUCUCCAUAACAAAGAUGCCUUCACAAUUUUCCCCAUACUUAUUCGACCCUACAGUCGUGGUAGGAUUUUACUGAAGAACAAGAAUCCUUGUACCCAUCCACUCAUUGAUGCCAACUAUUUCUCCGAUCGCAGGGAUAUUGAGAUCAUUAUUAAGGGCAUCAGAAGAGCUUCUGAGUUGACGAAAACAGAUGCUUUGCAGAAGUAUGGCGCUGAACUCUACAGAAAGACCAUACUGCCAUGCAAAGACCACGAGUUCGACUCGGACGCUUUCUGGGAAUGUAACAUACGAUACAUGACUUUUACAAUAUUCCACCCUGUGGGGACCUGCAAAAUGGGCAAUGAUUCUGAUCCAGACGCAGUUGUGGAUCGUGCUUUGCGUGUGAGGGGAGUUAAACAGCUUCGAGUGUCGGACGCUUCCAUCAUGCCAACUGUCCCAUCGGGCCACACAAUGGCGCCAGUUUACAUGAUAGCCGAGAAGACGGCAGACCUCAUUAAGGCGGACUGGUUAAAGUGAUAAGUUGACUCUGUCUUACGAAAAGGGUUAGGAUAAAUUUGUGCGUACUGUUUUCAUAUCAAAAUACACAUUAAUUAGAUCUCGUAGGUAUUUGCUCCCUCUUAAUUCGUCCGAAUUUUGUAGUAAAUCACUGUUUGUCCCAAUUUAGCAUUACCUGAAUGAAGGGGAAAGUCAUUAUCCAAUGCUUAAUCAAAAUUAUUGAUGAAAGGGCCAAUUCGAAUGUAAUGAAAUUAAUAAGCAGACCGGUUCCCGCUAGUGAAGUUUGAGAGAGCUUUGCAGUUCUUGAGGGUCGUGUUGGUUGGUAUUCAUCUGUCAAUGUGAUAAUGAAAGUUUAACUUCCAUAACAGAAAGCCGUUCCCCAACAGGUCCCGCGUCUACAUAAUGCUAAAGGCAGACUACCUUACUUAAUUUUUUAUAUAAGUAAGCCUCGAAUGUCCUUACUGCUACACUUUUGAGUGUGAACGCUUGAAAGAAUUUUUAAUAUUUGAAUAUAUUUUAGUUCCGUUUUCUUUUUAACCCCAGGCUCAGAAGUAUAAAUGUUCCAAAUAUAUGUUGGUCUGAUGAUCAUCUGUUGACUCUGUUUUAAAAUUCAAAUCCAGCUACAGAAUUGUGCGAUUUAAUCACUCCAAAAUUCAGUGCAAAUUAAUAGCACAACGUAACCACUCCAACUCAAUGUUCUUAAAUGUGUGUUGUGCUUGAGGUUCUAAUGUAAUAAAUAAAGGGCUUCCGAAUUCCAAUUUUUUUUCUCACUUUAUUUCUUAGGGAAGAGUUUUGAAUGUUUUUAAGUGUGUCAGAGAACUUGAAAGUGCCACAACUAACAAUCUCAUAUAUUCUGAUCCAGAAAAUGUUUACGCAGGAUCUGCAUAUCAACAUAUCACUUACUUUAGUGUACAUUCAUAUCAUUAUGUUAAGCACCGUGCUGUACUUGUGCACGCACCACUGUAAACUUGUGUGAAAUAUAAGC
Cryptotermes secundus is the source of this 3265-nucleotide messenger RNA. Its product is annotated as glucose dehydrogenase [FAD, quinone]. Gene Ontology annotation, molecular function: flavin adenine dinucleotide binding; oxidoreductase activity, acting on CH-OH group of donors. The coding region runs from base 1 to 2301 and encodes 766 amino acids. The record is from RefSeq and is a predicted model, not a curated record. The transcript is spliced from 3 exons. NCBI's taxonomy places the organism in Eukaryota, Metazoa, Arthropoda, Insecta, Blattodea, Kalotermitidae.